This is a messenger RNA of Alternaria hordeiaustralica, 1137 nucleotides long. RefSeq lists its product as uncharacterized. Lineage: Eukaryota; Fungi; Ascomycota; Dothideomycetes; Pleosporales; Pleosporaceae. The record is from RefSeq and is a predicted model, not a curated record. The transcript is spliced from 2 exons. Gene Ontology annotation, biological process: mitotic DNA replication checkpoint signaling; DNA replication initiation; mitotic G2 DNA damage checkpoint signaling. Bases 1 to 1137 code for a protein of 378 amino acids.
AUGGGUGCCUCGUACGAUGAACAGCUAUCGGCGAAGACCUCGGUUGUGAUCUGCAACCCUCCUACCAUAAACACACCGAAACUCAAAUUCGCCACGGACAAACGGAUACCCGCUGUUCAUGCCACAUGGCUUUGGGAUUGUCUGCGUAGUGGUCGGCUACAGUCGUAUGCCGAGUAUCAAUUGAACAAGCCAGCGCCGCCUCAGCCACAGAAGCCUAAACAGGGGCCUCAACCACAGGAUGAUGUGCCCACUGCACUGUUGUCCACGGAAGAGAGCCUUGAGCUUCGUCAGAAAAAGCAACAGCCUACCAAUGCCGUGAAAACGUCUCUGCAUCCACAGCAGCGUGGUACUCUUGCUCUCACUGCACCAGCAGAUGCAACGCCUGCAUCAACUACAGAUGAGGCGGAUACUUCCAACAAUGAUACUAACGGCCUAAAUUACGAUGACGAUGAGUCUGUCAUACCUGGAUUGGAUGGCGCAGGUUCCCACCCCCUCCAAGAAACCAGCGCCAACUCCCCGCGCCGCCCAUCAACGUCCCCGCAUGCUUCAAAAUCGUACUCACGACCCAGGAGUUCAUCGGCCGAGUCUCUUAUAGCCCCGGCACCCCGCAAGUCCAAGGCUGGUCAGAUCCCAGAUCCGGUCGUUCCUGUUCCUGAACCCGACUCCGUGAUCCCGGCGGAUACCGAACCGGUACCACAGGAAGCACCAAAAGAAAAGGAAUCAAUAAAGGCAAAAGGACCGGAAGAAGAAAAGGAUUACUCUUCAAUCUUAGCUCAGAUGCGCGCAAACCGCAAGACCGUGCCAACGUCCGUCGAGCAGGCACCUGGCAAGACGCGGAAACGGCGGCAGCUUGGUCGCGCAACGUCCACGCGGUCGAACGCGUCAGCGGGUGAUAGCUCCGGGAACAUUCUGGCUGGAGAAGAGGAAGAAGAGGAGAACACGGUGCUGGUGGAGGAAUAUCAGCCUAGCCAGGAGCUAGGUUGGGAUUCUCCUGGUGCUGCGAAAGCGAGGGAGCAGAUGAUCAAGAAGCUGGGUGGGACUAUGCAGGAGAAGAGCGUGGCAGUUGAAGGAAUCGGCGUCGUAAAGGACGUUGGAGGGAAUACUACGGGACGGGCGGGUAGGAAGAGGCGAGGGUGA